ACCAGUUCCCAGCAAUAUGAAUGAAAAAGGAGAGUUAAGAGAGAUGAAGGUAAAGUCGUUCUUGGUUGAAUCGGCGCCAUUUGCAGCCAUGGUAACCGUGGAGUUCCUGGAUGUAGGCUUAACUACCAUUAGCAAAGCUGCCAUGUCCAAAGGAAUGAGCCACUUCGUCUUUGUCGUCUACUCAAAUGCUCUGGCUUCCAUCAUUCUUCUUCCAGCUUCUUUUUUCUUCGCAAGGUUCUUAUCUAUCUAUCAAUCAAAUGGCUCCAUUGUUGAGCUAUUAAUUUGUGUUGGGAUUUCUUGUUCAUGCAGGAAAAAGCGACCACCGAUUACUUUACCUCUGCUCUGCAAAUUUUUCUUCUUAAGUAUUGCUGGGAUUACUUUGAUGCAGAACUGUGUAUUCACUGGUGUAAGUUACAGCUCUCCUACCCUUGGUUCUGCUCUUGCCAACUUAAUCCCAGCUUUCACUUUCUUGCUUGCUGUUAUCUUCAGGAUGGAAAAGCUAGAGUUGAGAAGCUCAAAGAGCCGGAUCAAGAUCUUGGGCACCUUGGUAUCCAUUUCUGGAGCACUCAUUAUAACCCUUUACAAGGGUCCUCCUAUACUUUCCCAACCAGUUCAGCCACAUUCAGAGCAAUCUCCUUCUACCAUGUUAAUAACAACAUCGAACAAUUGGGUCAUAGGCGGCCUCUUCAUGGCUACUGCCGGAUUUUCACUUUCGGCUAGCAUAAUCGGUCAGGCUGCAAUUCUAAAAGGAUAUCCCUCGGAGAUAACAAUGGUUUCCUUCUAUUGCCUCUUUGGGACCAUUCAGUGUGCAUUGGUUGCUUUGGUUGCUGAAAGAAACCCGAAUGCAUGGAAAUUGAGUCCUGAUAUUGAACUCAUCUCUGUGGUCUACUCGGCUCUAUUUGGAAGCGUGGCUACAUUCGGUGUGAUGGCAUGGUGCAUACAACGUAAAGGGCCGGUCUUUGUGGCCAUGUUCAAGCCCUUAAGUAUUGCUAUUGCUGCCGUCUUCGGGUUCAUUUUCCUUGGAGAAACACUUCAUAGAGGAAGUAUUGUAGGAGCAGGCAUAAUAGUUACGGGGUUUUAUGGGGUGAUAUGGGCACAGUCCAAAGAGGACAAGGAUGAAGUGGCCAAGACAUCAACCACCCCUCUCUUACAUGGGUAUGUUCAUCAGAAUUCUUAGUAGUUGCCAGAUAUGGGGCCGAUCUACUUGCAUGUGCAUGCUUCUUUCCCAACAUCUACGUUAACCCUCGCCCUUGCGUGGAUGUUUAAAAACAUUUAUAAACAUAAUUUCGCUACAUGGGGUUCUGCCCUAACAAGACUUAACUAAGCUAUUCGUAGGAGGAUCUAUCUUGGUAAUUAGGGGUGAGUAAAACUUGACUCACUCGAAAAAUCAAUUUUCUUUUUAA
This is a messenger RNA of Hibiscus syriacus, 1403 nucleotides long. RefSeq names its product WAT1-related protein At5g40240-like. The transcript is spliced from 6 exons. NCBI's taxonomy places the organism in Eukaryota, Viridiplantae, Streptophyta, Magnoliopsida, Malvales, Malvaceae. The record is from RefSeq and is a predicted model, not a curated record. The coding region runs from base 17 to 1177 and encodes 386 amino acids. Gene Ontology annotation, cellular component: plasma membrane. Gene Ontology annotation, molecular function: transmembrane transporter activity.